Molecule: messenger RNA, 1854 nt
Organism: Podospora anserina S mat+
Lineage: Eukaryota; Fungi; Ascomycota; Sordariomycetes; Sordariales; Podosporaceae
Exons: 5
Coding region: 1-1854 (617 amino acids)
Biological process (GO): mitotic DNA damage checkpoint signaling; protein phosphorylation
Cellular component (GO): nucleus
Molecular function (GO): protein serine/threonine kinase activity; ATP binding
Source: RefSeq, a predicted model, not a curated record
AUGUCGACAAUACAGCAACUCAAAAACUUCAUCCGUCAUGGCAAACAAGCUCGAGCUGCCAAUGCUGACGACUCUGCCCGCACAAAACAUGAGCACUCUCCUCCCCAUUCGCAAGCCCAUGCGAAGCAGCACAAUAUGGCGCCAGCAGUUUCGGAGCCUGUGUACGGAGCGGGUGCCCCACGACAAAACCACGUCGAUGCCUAUUCGACUGCCGGAGAUGCCCAAAACAGAGUGGCCCAGGCCGGCCAUGUAGCCGCGCACCAUGUCGAACCAGCCCAGGGUGUCAGCAGCAAGACAAAGAAGAGGGUACCUGACGAAAACAUCGCCAAGUUGGUCGCCGAAGAGAAUGCCGACAAGAAUAAGCUUCCGAGGUAUCAAGGUCUCGAGCGCUGGCAACUUGUUGAAAAGAUGGGAGACGGCGCCUUCAGCAACGUAUACCGCGCCCGCGACCUGCAAGGCCAACACGGAGAGGUGGCCAUCAAGGUCGUUCGCAAGUUCGAGAUGAACAACAUGCAGAGCAACAAGCAUCUCCAUCCGGAUUUCAAGCCAAAGGCUCCCAAAGCAGCAGAGCGGGCAAACAUUCUCAAAGAAGUUCAGAUUAUGAAGCAACUCGACCACCCCAAUAUUGUCAAGUUGAUCGACUUUUCCGAGUCCCAGCACUAUUACUUUAUUAUUCUGGAGCUGGCUCCAGGUGGCGAGCUGUUCCAUCAGAUCGUUCGCCUGACCUACUUCAGCGAGGAGCUCUCCCGUCAUGUUAUCGUCCAAGUGGCCAAGGCGCUUGAGCACCUCCACGAAGAAAAGGGAAUCGUUCAUCGUGAUAUCAAGCCUGAAAAUAUUCUUUUCAGCCCCAUCCCGAUGGUGCCCUCGAAGCACCCGAAGCCCAAGCAACCGGGAGACGAGGACAAGGUAGACGAGGGAGAGUUCAUCAAAGGGGUGGGUGCUGGAGGUAUUGGCCAGAUCAAAAUCGCAGACUUUGGCCUCUCCAAGAUUGUUUGGGAUAACCAGACCAUGACGCCAUGCGGUACUGUUGGUUAUACCGCUCCCGAAAUCGUCAAGGAUGAGCGGUACUCAAAGUCAGUUGAUAUGUGGGCGCUUGGCUGUGUGCUUUACACCAUGUUGUGCGGUUUCCCGCCAUUCUACGACGAGAGUAUCGAGGUGCUCACCGAGAAGGUUGCCAAGGGGCAGUACACCUUCCUCUCCCCUUGGUGGGAUGACAUCAGCAAGUCGGCCCAGGAUUUGAUCUCACAUCUUCUCUGCGUCGAUCCCGAGCAGCGAUACACCAUCAAGGAGUUCUUGGCUCAUCCCUGGAUUCGCGAGUCUGGUCCUACACCACGUGACGAGAAGAAGUCGGCCAUGUCGUCAGACGGUGUUUUGAGGGCGUUCGAUGCCACCAAGCUUGUGGACGGCGACAAGCGCUACGACUUCCGCUCGCCUGCUGCGGUCAAUCUGCGUGAGGUGUUUGACGUUGGAUACGCAGUCCACAGACAGGAAGAAGAGGGCAAAAGAAGGAAGCAAAUUGGUGGAAAGGCUGGCGUUGAUCGUCUUGCCGAGCUGGAUGAAGAUGCUGAGAUGGAGGAGGCACCUGCAGGCUCGACUCAGCAAAUCGAGCAAAGCAUGCGCAACACUCAGAUUAAGGAUCACGAGCAGCGCGGGCGCGAUCGAUCUCGGAAACCCCAUCCUCCGCCUGCCGCGGCUGAGCAGAAGGGUUAUGGUCAGCAUUCGGCUACUGUCGCCGCCGCCGCAAGACAGCAAGUUCGUGAACGUCAACGACAGAAGGGUGUUUUCGAGUUGAACCUUGAUGGAGCUACAUUAUUGGGACGUCGCGGUGCAAAGCCUGCGACUCGGGUGGCGUAG